AACUGCGAUUGUGUUCUCCCAGAUCUGUUGUCGGCAUGGAUUGUGGAGAUUUCUGUCAAAUUGAGGCAGCUCCUCUGGAGCCUCAAUCUCCUGUCGCUUAUGGGCUCUGUCCCUCAUUGUCUUUGGGUUCUGAUUCUCCUCUAUCCCAACCAGAAAACCAGUUAACUCCUUCUCCUGAUGCCAUCGCCUUGUCUUCCCUUUGUCGUCACUAUACUGAUAAGAUGAGAAUCAGCCCUCCAGGUUCUUUUUCUACGGAUUCUUCCAACGAAGUUGGACUUGGUUCUGUUUCGGAUGAAGAUAUACUUGAGUCUAUUUAUCAGAGUAUACUGGAAGCCAUUGUAUCCCUGCAAUUCGACCCCAAUCUGACUGACUUGUGGUCUUUUGAUGGUUGCAAGACGCCUCUUUCUGUGCACUGCUCUAACCACAUCCCAGAAACCUGUCCUGGAGCUCCCAUGAAGCUUACCAGGAUUUCGAGGAACAUCGAUUCUGGGUUGCGUAGAAAACUCUUCUGAUAUUGUAGCUACAGCUGUUGCAGAUAGCCUAGGAUCUAAUUUUACUUCUAUUCUGCCAUGUAAUGUAACUAUUGGCCGCCAAGACAAAGUUUGCAGUGGCGCUGUACAGUGGUCGUGGGCACUGAAGGUCAUGACCCGGUGGUUGUUCCAGUUUCUCACCUAAUAAAAAAGAUAGAAAGAUCAAUGCUUUGUUUCCAGUUGUUGUCUUCGUUCACUGGUGCUUUGUUUAGAUAGAUUAGUUGCAUAAUUCAACAGUGACUUGUCUGGAAUAAAGUUUCACUCUUUGCCAUU
This is a messenger RNA of Tarenaya hassleriana, 803 nucleotides long. RefSeq lists its product with no specific name. NCBI's taxonomy places the organism in Eukaryota, Viridiplantae, Streptophyta, Magnoliopsida, Brassicales, Cleomaceae. The transcript has a single exon. The record is from RefSeq and is a predicted model, not a curated record. Bases 36 to 512 code for a protein of 158 amino acids.